CAGUCCAGGGAAACUAAUCUGCAGAACUGACCUGUUCAUCACAAUGAAGCUGCUGUUUUCUCUGUUUCUUCUCUGGGCACUCUCCACCACAGCUGGAGCCCUCCAGUGCCAAACCUGCACAAAUUCAGUAUGUUCAAGCACAGCACUACUUACAUGCUCCUCAUUGGAACCAAUGUGUGUUACAGCUACCAUUCUAGCUACUUCAUCUGGAACUCCGGUCACACAAAUCUACAAGGCAUGUGCAUCUUCCUCCCUGUGUCCAGCUGUAACCUCUCAGACAUUUUCAGUCGACCUGGGUUUUCAAAGUGCUCUGGCUUCUGCUCAGUGCUGCAACACAGAUAACUGCAACUCAGCAACUCUGCCAAAUCCUGCUUCUCAGUCAAAUAAUGGUGGAGUAUGCAACUUUUGUGACCCUUCCACUGGUCAGUGCUCCUCCACAUUACAGUGUCAGGGAGUGGAGAACCAAUGCUUCCAAUCAACCAUCAAAAGCGGCACCAGCACGUAUCCAGGUUACGGCUGCGCAUCUGCAAACCUGUGUGCAGCUGCUUCAAUGCUGGGUUCUCUACCUUUCAUGCAGAGCGUUGGUACAGUAUCAGGUGUUGCCUGUUCUGCAGCACCAACUACAACUGCUGCCCCAACUAAACAAACCACCACCCCAACUACAACUACAACCACCACAACUACAACCACCACCCCAACUACAACUACACCACCACCCAAACUACAACCACCACCCACCAACUACACACACCCCACCCACCCCCAACUACAACCACAACCACCGCAACUACAACACCUACAGCUACAACAAUUGCCACAACUACAACCACCUCACAACUACAACCACCGCCCAACUACAACCACACCGCACAACCACAUCCACCGCUGCAACCACCAUCCCAGCUACAACUACAACCACUACCGCAACUACAAUAACCACCCCAACGACAACUACAACCACCGCGCCAACUACAACAACAGCCCGUACAACUACAUCCACCGCCGCAACCACAACCACUGUCCGCCAACUACAACCCCUCCUACAACACAACCACCCCACCUACAACCACCACCCAAUUACAACACGCCGCCGCAACUACAACCACAACCACGCCGCAACUACAACCAACCACCCCACAACAACUACAACGUCGCAACACAACCACGCAUCCCAACCACAACCACCGUCCCAACACAAACUACAACACCAACCCCGCAACUACAACAACCACCCCAACAAACUACAACCACCGUGCCAACUACAACCACCCGCAACUACAACCACCACCCCAACUACAACACCGCCUGCUACGACAACCACCACCCCAGCGACAACCAUCAACCCAACAACAACCACCACAACUACAAUCACCGCUCCAACGACAACCACUACAACUACAACCACCGCUCCAACGACAACCAUUACAACUACAACCACAGUCCCAACUACAACCAGUACAACUACAACCACCGCCCCAACUACAGCUACAUCCAGUAUCCCAACUCCAACAACCAGCUCAACAACAAGCAUCCCAACUACAACCUCCGCCUCAACAACAACUACCAUUGCAACUACAACCACUACACCAACUACAACCACCACCCCAACUACAACCACCACCUCAACAACAACCACCGCUCCAACAACAACCACCGCCCCAACUACAACCACGGCUACAACUACAACCACCACCCCGACUACUAUCACUACAACUCCAUCCACUACCCCAACUAUAACCACCGCCCCAACUACAGCUACAUCCAGUACCCCAACUACAACAUCCGCCUCAAAAACAACCACCACAACUACAACCGUCACCCCAACUACAACCACGGCCACAACUACAACCACUACACCAACUACAACCACGGCUACAACUACAACCACUACACCAACUACAACCACCACUCCAACUACACCCACUGCCUCAACUACCACAACCACUACCCCAACUACAACCACUAAAAUUACAACCACUACCCCAACUACAACUUCAACAACAGGAUCAAGUACAACUACUGCCUCCACAACCAAAAGUGAUGCUUGUUCCA
Molecule: messenger RNA, 2052 nt
Organism: Haplochromis burtoni (Burton's mouthbrooder)
Lineage: Eukaryota; Metazoa; Chordata; Actinopteri; Cichliformes; Cichlidae
Product: GATA zinc finger domain-containing protein 14
Exons: 8
Coding region: 44-1966 (640 amino acids)
Source: RefSeq, a predicted model, not a curated record